AUGUCUGGCCGUUUAACAGCACUGAUGCAGAGCCAAAGGACAAGUGAAGACAUCCGUGAGCGUAACGGGCCGGACAAAGACCUUACGCACAUUAUCAUAUUAUUUCGCUAUUCCAAACCUGUAAUCAUUUCUGUUAAGCUUUCAAUCUCUUUCCUUUUUAACUCCCUUUCUUUAGCCAUCAUUAUUUGUAUCUCUUUCUUUUUCAUGCAUUUGAUUCUAGAAUUUCACUUACAACUACAACGUACUGGCUUUCUGUUUUUUUUCUUUUUCUUUGUUUUUUUUUUUUCCUUUCUUUUCUUUUCUUUAUUCUUUUUUCUUUAUUUGUUUUUCUUUAUUUCUUUUUUAUUUCCAUAUUUUCUUAUUUCUUUUUGGCUAUUUCUAUUUUCUUUCUUUCUCUUUUCUUUUUUUUUUGACAUUUUUUCUUUAUUUCUUUUAUGUUAUUUCUUUUUUCGUUAUUUCUUUUUCAUUUCCAUUUUUACUUAUUUUUUAUUUGUUUCGUUUUCUUCCUUUUCUUUUUAUUAUUUCUUUUUUUUCUUUUCCGUUAUUUCUCUUGAUGUUUUUCUUUUUUUAUUGUUUUUUCUUUUUCACUUUUUAAAAUUUUUUUGCUAUUUCUUAUAA
This is a messenger RNA of Acanthosepion pharaonis, 618 nucleotides long. NCBI's taxonomy places the organism in Eukaryota, Metazoa, Mollusca, Cephalopoda, Sepiida, Sepiidae. The record is from the annotation of a GenBank genome assembly.